Molecule: messenger RNA, 966 nt
Organism: Diabrotica balteata
Lineage: Eukaryota; Metazoa; Arthropoda; Insecta; Coleoptera; Chrysomelidae
Source: the annotation of a GenBank genome assembly
UCACAAGAACAACAGCGAGUAAACUACAAGUUGCGGAAGGGGCAAUGGAGAGAAUAAUGUUAGGGAUUUCUGUACGUGAUCUUGUCUCCAAUUCUCUUUAAUAUAUACUCAGAAGAAGUAUUUAAGACAGCGCUGGAGAAAAGCACAGAAGGCAUAAAGAUAAAUGGAGAAAUAAUUAAUAUCAUAAAAUAUGCUCAUGACACUGUGAUUCUAGCAAGUAGCAUGGAGGAACUGAGUUGCCUAAUGAGUAAGAUACAAAAAACAAGUGCACAAUACGGACUCAGACUAAAUAUCACAAAAACCAAAUGGAUGUUAGUAAGCAAAACCCAACAACCACCACAGCAACUGAUAUUAGACAAUGAAAGAAUUAAACACGUGGAUUCGUACAUCUACUUGGGAACAACAGUUAACUCAAAUUGGGAUCAAGCAAAGGAAAUACGUAUAAGAGUAGAAAAGGCAAGAGCAUCGUUUACUAGCAUGAAGCAAAUUUUCACCUCUAACAACCUUACCCUACCUCUAAAAAUUCGAGUUCUGAAGUGUUAUGUAUUCCCGGUUUUGUUAUAUGGAAUGGAGGCGUGGACAAUGACCGUAACAUUGACGAAAAAAGUAGAGGCCUUCGAAAUGUGGUCUUACCGACAUAUAUUACGUAUAUCCUGGACUGAGCACGUGACCAACGAAGAGGUACUACGCCGGAUAGGUAAAGAGAGAGAGGUAGAAAUAAGUAUAAAGAAAAAAAAGUUGGAAUACCUGGGUCACGUUAUGAGACAAAAUAAAUAUAGAGUACUACAGCUGAUCGUUCAAGGGAAAAUAGACAGCAGAAGGGGUCCAGGGAGGAGAAGACACUCGUGGCUCCAAAACUUGCGGCAAUGGUUCGGAUUGUCAUCUGCUGAACUAUUCAGAUCUGCCGUAAACAAAGUCAGAAUAGCCAUGUUGAUUGCCAACGUUCGGAACGGAAAAGACACAUGA